This is a messenger RNA of Sander lucioperca (pikeperch), 719 nucleotides long. RefSeq names its product chromobox protein homolog 1-like. The annotation marks the transcript as partial. NCBI's taxonomy places the organism in Eukaryota, Metazoa, Chordata, Actinopteri, Perciformes, Percidae. Gene Ontology annotation, cellular component: pericentric heterochromatin. The record is from RefSeq and is a predicted model, not a curated record. Gene Ontology annotation, biological process: chromatin organization; negative regulation of transcription by RNA polymerase II. Gene Ontology annotation, molecular function: chromatin binding. The transcript has 4 exons.
ACGGUGUUUUCAUGUCGCUAACAGUUGAGAAUGUGGAACUCUAACGGCUGAAAACAUGAGAGUUAACGGCGACGUUAGUAAGCUAACGGGCACGUUAUUAAGCUAACGUCACUAACGGCUGUUGUUAAUGGUCUGCUGUUAGUUUUCAGUCCGAGUAAAUUAACAGUGGUGGGAGUGUACUCAGAGCCUUUACUGCAGUAAAGUACUUCUACCACACUAACUACUACAUCUGGAGAUACAGUCUCUCCUAGAUCUCUGUGGAGACUGAGUCAGACUGUUUUGAAGCAGCCAGGAUGGAUCUCCACCUGACGUUCCCCUUGGGUCUACCAAAGGAGCCCUCGGCAGACGUCAAGCUGGCGACUGGAGCAGGAAAGAAGAGCAAGAAGGCCGAGGAGGAGGAGGAGGAGCAGCCUGCAGCACCUCCUGCAGCAGCAGCAGAGGAGGAAGAGGAAGAGGAGGAGUAUGUGGUGGAGAAGGUUUUGGACCGUAGAGUGGUGAAGGGAAGAGUAGAGUUUCUGCUGAAAUGGAAGGGGUUCUCAGAUGAGGAUAACACAUGGGAGCCACAAGACAACCUGGACGGCCCCGACCUUAUCACCGAGUACAUGCAGAAACACAAGGAGGAGGAGGAGAAGAAGGAGGGCAAGAGGAAAGGUGUCAGUGAGACCUCGGGAGACUCAGAGGAGCGAGGGAGCAAGAGGAAGAAGGAGGAGGUGAGUAGG